Messenger RNA from Beauveria bassiana ARSEF 2860, 2742 nucleotides. Its product is annotated as chitin synthase 1. Gene Ontology annotation, molecular function: chitin synthase activity. Bases 1 to 2742 code for a protein of 913 amino acids. The transcript is spliced from 3 exons. The record is from RefSeq and is a predicted model, not a curated record. Lineage: Eukaryota; Fungi; Ascomycota; Sordariomycetes; Hypocreales; Cordycipitaceae. Gene Ontology annotation, cellular component: cell septum; cell periphery.
AUGGAUCCUCGUCGCGCGCAGCCCCAGCGCAGAACGCCCUCUCCAAGCCAUCCUCUGCAUCAAGGCUACCAACUUGACGACCAACCGUACGGUCACCAGCAAUAUGACACGUCGAGCACUUCCGUCGGCCAUCCUCAGCGUUUUGGCACGCCCUCUGACCAACUAAACAUUAAUGCCGCCCAAUCGGUCGACACCCUCGGACAGUAUGACCCGGGCUACCAUGGCAGCCACGUCGGCCAGCAGCGCGGUGAAUACAGCGUUAACCCCGAGGCGCAUCACGACCAGUACUACAACUCGCCUUACGAGCCUGGCCUGCACGAUGGCGGCUACGAUGGCGGAUAUGAUCGCGCCGGAUACAAUCACCAGGGCUAUGAGCAAAAUGACUACUCCGACACUGGAUACCCCGCGCUGCAGCAGCAGCAGCAGGACCAGCGACUUCUGCAAGACGACGCCUCGCAGCAUCAUGUUCCCACGCAACCCUCUCUUCCUGGUGGCCCCGCCAUCAAGAGGUGGAAGACUGUAAAGCAAGUUCUCCUCUAUCGCGGCAACCUCGUCCUCGACUGUCCGGUCCCUCCCAUUCUCCUCCAGCAAAACCCGCACGGUGAGCGCGACGAGUUUACUCACAUGCGCUACUCGGCCGCCACCUGCGACCCCUCUGACUUUUACAAUGAAAACUUUACCCUUCGCCAGAAGCUAUUCACCAAGCCCCGCCACACCGAGCUCUUCAUCGUCGUCACCAUGUACAACGAGGACGAUGUCCUCUUUACGCGCACCAUGAUCGGCGUCUUCAAGAACAUUGAGUACAUGUGCAAUCGCCCUAACAGCAAGACCUGGGGCAAGGAGGCCUGGAAAAAGAUUGUCGUUUGCGUCGUCUCUGACGGUCGAGCUAAGAUCAACGAGCGAACCAAGGCAGUUCUCUCCGGUCUCGGUGUGUACCAAGAGGGUAUCGCCAAGCAGCAGGUCAACGGCAAAGACGUCACUGCGCACAUUUACGAGUACACUACCCAAACGCACCUCACCCUCAAGAAUAACGUUGUCGGCCUUGUUCACCGCCGCCAGCCCGUACAGAUGCUCUUUUGCUUAAAGGAAAAGAACCAGAAAAAGAUCAAUUCGCAUCGCUGGUUCUUCCAAGCCUUUGGUCGUGUCCUCGAUCCCAACAUUUGCGUCCUCCUUGACGCCGGUACGCGCCCCGGCCACAACUCCAUCUACCACCUCUGGAAGGCCUUUGAUCUCGAGCCCAUGUGCGGCGGUGCCUGUGGCGAAAUCAAGGCCAUGUUGGGACGCGGUGGCAAGAACCUGCUUAACCCUCUGGUUGCUACGCAAAAUUUUGAAUACAAGAUGAGUAACAUUCUCGAUAAGCCGCUCGAGUCCGCCUUUGGCUUCAUCUCUGUCCUGCCUGGUGCAUUUUCCGCGUACCGCUACGUCGCCCUUCAAAACGAUAAAAACGGCCAGGGACCCCUCGAAAAGUACUUUCUUGGCGAGACUCUCCACGGCGGUAGCAGCGCCGGACUGUUCGAGUCCAACAUGUAUCUCGCCGAGGAUCGUAUUCUCUGCUUCGAGCUCGUCACCAAGCGCAAAUGUCACUGGAUCCUGCAGUACGUCAAAUCGGCAACUGGCGAGACCGAUGUGCCUGAUACCGUCACCGAACUGGUCUUGCAGCGUCGUCGCUGGCUGAACGGUUCCUUCUUUGCCGCUAUUUAUGCCAUUGCGCACUUUUACGAAUUCUUCCGCUCCGAUCACUCCAUGCUGCGUAAGAUGGGCUUCUUCAUCGAGUUCGUCUUCAACACCGUCAACAUGAUCUUUGCGUGGUUUGCCAUCGGAAACUUCUUUUUGGUCUUUAGAAUUCUCACGUCUAGCCUGAGUGCCAAAGACUUGCUCGGUAGGACCGGCCAAAUUCUCAGCAUCAUCUUUACCUGGUUAUACGGCGUGUCACUCAUGACCUGCUUCGUCUUGUCCAUGGGCAACCGUCCUGCUGGCUCCGGGAAGCUGUACGCACUAAUGGUCUGGUUCUGGGCCAUCCUCAUGAUUUAUCUUAUGUUCGCCGCCAUAUUCAUCUCCGUCCAUGCCAUUAUUACCGAUCUGAACCAGCACAAUUUUUCUAUCGACCAGCUUUUUACGAAUCAAGUAUUUGCCACACUCAUCGUCUCCGUCAUGUCCACCUUUGGCAUUUGGCUCAUUGCCUCGCUCAUCAUGUUUGACCCGUGGCACAUGUUCACCUCGUUUCUUCAGUACAUGCUCCUCACGCCCACCUACACCAACGUUCUCAACGUCUAUGCCUUUUGCAACACGCACGAUGUCUCAUGGGGCACCAAGGGUGACGACAAGGUCGAGAAGCUACCCUCGGUCAAUACAAAGGACGGCACAGGCAAGACAGACCUGCCCGACGAGGGCGAUCUCAAUGCCCAGUACCAGCGCGAGCUCCAAGUAUUUGCCACCAAGUUCAAAGAAGUCAAGAAACCGCCGACAGCCGCCCAGUUGCAGGAGAAGCAGAUGGACUAUUACCGCGGCGUCCGCACCGGCGUCGUUCUCGUCUGGAUGCUCACCAAUUUUGCCGUCGUGGCCGUCGUCCUCAGCUCCGCCGGCCUCGAGGACGUCACGCCCGAUACCACACAGGCGGAACAGCGCACCAAGCGUACCACCAUUUACAUGGCUGUCGUGCUGUGGAGUGUCGCCGUGCUGAGCGCGUUCAAAUUCUUGGGCGCCAUGUGGUUCCUCAUUGUCAGAAUGUUCCGUGGCGUCUAA